AUGCCCUCCACUACAAUGAAAUCAGUACCCAGCCGCUUCCCCUUCAUCGAGGCAUUCUCACAGGCUGUCUCUUCUCAGGAGAGAUCCGGCCAGCGCGCAAGCACGCUCAUACCCGCAAAGGUUCUGGUCAACCUCUCUGGCAAUGUCCACCGCGACCUCAACUACGUCUCCCGGCUGCAGGAGGACGUAGAUGAGACGCUCAAAAGCUGCUCCCAGUACCACACGACCUGGAUUCAAGAGGUGCGCCGCGACGCAUCCCAGGCCCUGCUCGACUUCAACUCAUACCUCGAGCACAAGAUGCCCGCCAGCAACAACGGCGGCGCGCCUCUCAAAAUCACAAAAGUAAUAAAGAACAACAAAAAGAUGGCAAGUCUCGAGAGAGAGUUGAGUGCCGCGCAUGCCGGCCUGGUGGGUAUUAUGGGCUUUUUGCAGAUGCUAGGGCUGAAGAGCGGAAAGUUGUUGCUCGAUCCCACUCAGGCCCUAUAA
This is a messenger RNA of Colletotrichum spaethianum, 486 nucleotides long. RefSeq lists its product as uncharacterized. The transcript has a single exon. Bases 1 to 486 code for a protein of 161 amino acids. NCBI's taxonomy places the organism in Eukaryota, Fungi, Ascomycota, Sordariomycetes, Glomerellales, Glomerellaceae. The record is from RefSeq and is a predicted model, not a curated record.